AUGUGGCGGCAGCUGGCUCGUGCCCGUGCGCCGCUCCUGCGGGUCCCCUUAUCGGGUUCUUGGGCAGCCUCACCCGCCAGCGCUGGCCUCAAGACGCUGCUACCGGUGCCAACUUUUGAAGAUGUCACCAUUCCUGAGAGGCCUAAGCUUAGAUUUGUUGAAAGGGUCCCACUUGUGCCAAAAGUGAAGAGAGAACCUAAAAAUCUGAAUGACAUACGGGGACCUUCCACCGAAGCCACCGAGUUCACAGAAGGCAAUUUUGCAAUCUUGGCGCUCGGUGGUGGUUACCUCCGGUGGGGCCAUUUUGAAAUGAUGCGCCUGACGAUCAACCGUUCCAUGGACCCCAAGAACAUGUUUGCCAUCUGGCGGGUGCCGGCUCCCUUCAAGGCCAUCACCCGCAAGGGCAUGGGGCAGCGCAUGGGAGGGGGCAAAGGGGCCAUCGAUCACUACGUGACCCCCGUAAAGGCGGGCCGCCUCAUCGUGGAACUGGGUGGGCGCUGUGAAUUCAAGGAAGUCCAAGGCUUCCUCAACAAGGUCGCCCACAAGCUGCCCUUCAAAGCCAAGGCCGUGAGCCGGGAGACGCUGGAAAAGAUGCGGCAAGAGCAAGAGGAGCGGGAGCGUAACAACCAGAAUCCCUGGACCUUCGAGCGCAUCGUCACCGCCAACAUGCUGGGCAUUCGUAAGGUCCUGAGCCCGUAUGACCUGACCCAGAAGGGCCGCUACUGGGGCAAGUUUUACAUGCCACACCGAGUGUAG
Elephantulus edwardii (Cape elephant shrew) is the source of this 756-nucleotide messenger RNA. It is a transcript of the gene MRPL16, whose product is annotated as mitochondrial ribosomal protein L16. Gene Ontology annotation, biological process: mitochondrial translation. The transcript has 4 exons. Gene Ontology annotation, cellular component: ribosome; mitochondrial large ribosomal subunit. Gene Ontology annotation, molecular function: rRNA binding; structural constituent of ribosome. The record is from RefSeq and is a predicted model, not a curated record. The coding region runs from base 1 to 756 and encodes 251 amino acids. NCBI's taxonomy places the organism in Eukaryota, Metazoa, Chordata, Mammalia, Macroscelidea, Macroscelididae.